AACCAGUGUCGUGCUGUGAGUUUUGAAUAAUUUAAAGAGUUUGUUUUCAAUUUCGGUUUAAUCAGAGCAAAGACUUAGGAAAAGGCUUGUUCCUGGGGGAUUUGCGAAAAGCUGGACCUUUAUGACGAAUGUUUGAAAAAGCUACUGAAAGCUGUGUCCAACAAAACACUGAACUCUAUGGAUGAUCUGCAAACAGGAAAUUACGUGUAAACGCCUCCUAAAGAAAGUUGGAAAGUUAACAAAUUACAAUAAGUGUCUUAAACAGAGGAAAACCACGUUGUAAAAUAAGGGUGAAUUUUUCUGGUCGGUUUUUUACCUCAGCCCUAUGGCAAUGGCUGUCGCCACAGCAGUUACCCUUAGUUACCGCCGGUCGCGCACCACGUCACGUGACUGGUCAAUUUCAAACUCGGUACCAGUCGUGAUCGACAAAUUGGCGGAGCCAGUCGUCAUCAACAUCGGCGGGAAAAAAUACGAGACUUUCGAGCACACGUUGAACCAGUUUCCCAACACGCUGUUGGGAAAUCCCGAAAAGCGAAAGCGGUACUUUGACGACAAAAACAACGAGUAUUUCUUCGAUCGACAUCGGAGUUCGUUUACCGCCAUCUUGUAUUAUUAUCAAUCAGGCGGACUUCUUGAGAGGCCUCUACAUGUACCCAAUGAAAUUUUCCUCGAGGAGUUGAACUUCUUUCAGUUGACCGACGAAAUACAGAAAGAAAAUGAAGAGGCCGCCUACGAAGAAGAAGAGAACGGAGAUGGGGAGGUGGAAGAAGAGGAACUUCCCGAGAACAAGACCUUGCGAACAAUUUGGAUGUUGUUCGAAUACCCAAGCUCUUCACCUCAGGCCAAAGCCUUGGCGAUAUUCUCGCUUGUGAUUAUCAUGAUUUCUAUUGUGAUUUUCUGUGUGGAAACAAUGCCCGUGUUGGACGAUUCUGUUCCCGAAAAGAGGAACAGCAACGGGACAGUAACUCAGCCUGCAGAGCGCGGCAAAAACAAACGUAUUUUCUUCGUCAUGAACGCGAUUUGCAGCUCGUGGUUCACUUUCGAGUAUGUGAUCCGCUUGAUCGCCUCGCCUAAUAAGAUUGCUUUCCUCAAAGGGGUGCUAAACAUCCUAGAUCUGCUUUCCAUUCUCCCUUUUUACGUGACUCUCACGGUCCCUGAGGAGUCCGCGGGGAGCAUCGAUAUCCUUCGAGUCAUGAGGGUAAUUCGAGUGUGUCGGAUCUUCAAGCUCACUCGCCACUCCAAGGGCUUGCACGUUCUGGGGAAGACGUUGUACGCCAGCGUCAAUGAGCUGAUCAUGUUAAUGCUCUUCUUGGUUAUCGGAGUCGUGCUGUUUGCCAGCGCCGCGUAUUACGCCGAAGAGGAAUCAAAUCCCAAGUUUUCCAGCAUUCCUGCUGCCUUCUGGUGGGCAGUUGUCACCAUGACAACGGUGGGGUAUGGUGAUGUAGCGCCCGAGACCACACCAGGUAAAUUAGUCGGAGCGUUGUGUGCACUAUCGGGAGUGCUCGCCAUUGCUCUUCCGGUACCAGUCAUCGUCUCUAACUUUGAGUUCUACUAUAAAGAGGAACUAAGCAAAAGAGAAAAAGCGGAGACGAUAUCCUACCGAAAUCUCAAUAACCUUAUACUAAAGUCCCCGCUGCUAGAACCCAAACUUAUGGUUGCAACGGAUUCGCCGGUGCGCACCGCCAAACUAGACCUUCCUACUGGUCAGUAUUCAAGCCCUAUUGUGGCGCAUCGAAUAACUAACGGUGCUAUGAAGUUUGGACACGACCCUAUUAUUGAAACUGAAGAGCUCAGUCACUCGAGCGGCGGUAGCUCCAAACCUUCAACGCCUAAAGCCCGACGGAAACAGCAUCUUCCUCCAGCCCCUCCUACUUCGGAAACGAUCUUGUAAACCUGCCAAUGUGUUCUGACGCCUUUCGAUGGUGAAAAGCUCUUAUUGGAUAUGGCAUACUAAGGCUGGUUCGCCUGUAAUGAGGCAUUAAUAUGAGGCAUGCAUGAACUAGGAGAGAGGUCGUAGUGCCGGGUAGCUAGAGGGAAAGAACUCAGUGCAAUACGUUGCUCCUCUACUUGGUUGUUGUUGUUGUUUUUUUUUUAAAUGAAGAGGGUGACCAUUUUCGCUGACAUUAUUUUAAACAUUUGGCAUUAAGGGAGCAAGUUAGCGCAUAAUAUUGUCAGGAACUUCAGCGCUUGAUGAACUAAAUAUGCCAUUUCGCCCUUCUGCCAGUUUACUCUUUAAGGCGUAACGCUCGGCUAACCGGAUGAAAACCAGUUAGUGAAGUGCGUCUUCGCUGAUUUAAUGGCAAGUAGCAGCAUCUUUUGGAGAGUCUCAUUGCCAGCAGAAAGAUUGAGGAAUGAUCAGUUGUGUGAAAACAGAAUGCUUGUUAACUCUGUUCUUUUAGUCGGUGACAAAACGUACCGUGUCAUUGAUCGUCUAUCGCGAAAGAUUGAAUUGGUUGGUGUUGUUCAGAAUCUCCAAACCUUCGAAAAAGUAUCAGAACAAUUGCCGAUUGUUAUUAGACAAUCACGCUGUUACACGGAAACGUAAGAGAGCGCAGAAAUCUGUCAUGGCAACGUUGGAUCAUGGGGGUUACGUCAGCCAGUUUUGUAAGACAGAAGUCAAUUUUCUUGGAUAGUUCGUGAGCCUCGACAAAACGAUCAAACAUUUCUAGCCAACAUAUCUUGGAUCAAUCGUUUUUGACGCAAAACGUUGCAUUAAAAAGUUUGACCAAGGGUGGCUAAACGAUCAAGGUGAUGUUGCAUCCAUGAAAAUAUUUGAUCGGUUAGUCUUGACAGUAGAGAAAUGGUAAUACGAAUUACUACCUGAAAGAGGGCGUCAUUAGGAGCGCAUAUCUCAGGAGUGCACGAGAGACGGAAUUAGGAAUAUCAAGGAACAAAUUAUAUCGAGUCUAUUUCUAGCUCGUGUUUUCAAGCUGAGACUAUAGAUGUGUGAAAAACAUUUAGGUGCAAAAGGUGAUCAACAGUGACCAUGUAAAAUUCAAGAAGCCGGUAAUUUCAGUGUUUUGCUACCAAACGUAUUUAUGCGUGUAAGGUAAAGUCUCUUAAAAUCGAACAAGCUCGAAUUUUGAUCUUUCACAAGAGUUAAAUAGGUGGAGUCUACGAAGUGAUGAAAUCCUGUUUGCUCACUAGUAAACAGUAAAGAACGGUUUUGUUUUGUGUUACUCAGCUGAACCAGUAAGCGCGUAACCGUGCAAUGACUGAUCAUCUUUGAUCACGUGUUGCUGGUGAUUGAUGUGAUUGAUCAUUGGUUUGAUAGAGACGACGUGUCAUGACCCCACGCGACUUACGCUUGAGAUCUACAACAAGAAUUCUUUGCUCAUAUACUUCUGUUUUUAAGACACAGAAUAUCAUCAAGGCCUGGAGAAAACAAAUUAACUUUGGUGCCCAUUUCUCACUUGACAAAGUUAUAGUUGAUCUCCUCCGCUUGGUUUCACGAUUGGGACUCGGAAAAAGUAAACUACUUCACUCACGAGAAGAGAAAAAUUUAGCGGAUGGAAAUGCUAUUCAAAGUAGCCUGAAUUUUUCUACUUUUUUCAAUUACAAAAUAUAAAACACUCUGCCAAAGUUAUUUCCUCAGCGAUCGCUGGCGCGAUCCGUUGAUUCUGGAGAAGUGACCUCCACGAAAAUCUUAAAGUAUUUCCUUUGCCUUUGUGGCGUGGUAAACUUCGAAAAGAGGAACAGAUUGACUUAUUUAAAAGGUAAAAAAUAUAUGAGGCUAACGUUUUUGUAUUGAAGUCAGGAGCAGUAUAAAAUACAAACGGGAGAGAGCUCGCUUUCGUUUGUUUACAGCUCUUUUCUCUCGACAAUUUUGAAUUGUAAGGACUGCCCGUAAUUGAGCCCCAGUUCAACUGUAGCGCAGUAGUGUCGCAGCUAAAUCAGUGUAUUUCAUCGAGCCUCUCGCGAAUAGGCCCUAUCCGAAUUACCUUUAGCCCUCUUUCUCAAACCAAGUCUUGGUUUCCAUCUUUUCAUAUGAAAAUGAAAUUUCUUUCACAUGCAAAUUAAACUUAUUUUCAUAUGAAUGGUUCUUCACCAGGCCUCGCUUUGAUAGAGAGGCUUAGGGCAACUCGGAGAUGGGCUAUUGUUCUAGUGCAAAGAUUCGUAUAGUUUCUUCCCUUCAGUAUUUUGUUCUGGGAAAUAACACUCUAAGCUUGGCGCUAUUCGAUGUCGAGAAGUCGACACAGCAAGCGAUUACGUUUGGACGGGGCUCUAUAAUAUUUAAGAAAGAGAAUAAUUAAUAAGAAAAUAAUAAAUAGUUGACAAAAGCCGCUUUCUGCGUUUAAGAAGCGUCGAGAUGUUACAAGAACAGCAAACAACACAAAUUGCAUGUUUUUAGCUUUAAAAGAAACCAGAGUGGUGAAAUAAAAUGAAAUAAGAGUAGUUUGA
Orbicella faveolata is the source of this 4401-nucleotide messenger RNA. RefSeq names its product potassium voltage-gated channel subfamily A member 1-like. Gene Ontology annotation, cellular component: voltage-gated potassium channel complex; membrane. The record is from RefSeq and is a predicted model, not a curated record. Gene Ontology annotation, biological process: action potential; potassium ion transmembrane transport; protein homooligomerization. Gene Ontology annotation, molecular function: protein binding; delayed rectifier potassium channel activity. Lineage: Eukaryota; Metazoa; Cnidaria; Anthozoa; Scleractinia; Merulinidae.